Molecule: messenger RNA, 1875 nt
Organism: Musca domestica (house fly)
Lineage: Eukaryota; Metazoa; Arthropoda; Insecta; Diptera; Muscidae
Gene: Asciz
Product: zinc finger protein 410
Exons: 2
Coding region: 82-1293 (403 amino acids)
Biological process (GO): regulation of transcription by RNA polymerase II
Cellular component (GO): nucleus
Molecular function (GO): DNA-binding transcription factor activity, RNA polymerase II-specific; transcription cis-regulatory region binding
Source: RefSeq, a predicted model, not a curated record
UGGCUAAACAGCAAAAGAGAAGAAGAAUUAACGUAGUACCUCAUCAAUUUGUUUUCUAAAUAUACAUAGAAUAUAAUAAUUAUGGAAUUAUUAACUGGUAAUGUUGAACAUUAUACACCUCCGGCGGAUCAUUUGAAACCCUUUAAGCACUUGAAUUGUACACAACCCGAUUGUAACAGUACAUUUACAAAUCAAUCCAAUUUUGAAAUGCAUUUGGAGAAACAUCAUCGAGUCUCUGUCGUAGGAGGAAGCCGAUCUUUUAACCUGCGAUUGUAUCAUUGCCCCGAAUUGAAUUGUAUUUAUCAAUUCGGCAAAGUGGAUGGAAAACAUUUCAAAACAAUGAAAUAUUUGCGGCAGCAUUAUCAAAAAGUUCAUUUGGCCAAGAGUUUUGUUUGUGAAGACUGUGGAAAAGCGUUCACCUUGGAUAGUCAAUUAAGGAAACAUAAACGUGAUGUGUGCGGCAAGGCAUUUGCAUGCCGAGAAUGCGGCUGGCCAUAUGAAUCGUUGGAGGCAUUAUUAACUCAUGGCAAACGUAAGGGACAUAAUGUAAAGGAGGUUAUUACCAUAACCAAACGGGAUGGAAGAAUGCCCGUGAAUCAGAAAGCGGGGAAAUACAGGUCACAAACAUCAGCUGGAGCAGUGGAAGUUGUUGUGGAUAAUAAAAAUAAGAUUUUGAAAGAAGACGAAAUAAAUGGCAAUCAGCCAAAUCAGUCGGCCGAAACAAAUCUCUGUCCAAAUCAAAUGUCAGCCGGUGUACAAACCGAAUGUUUUCCAGAAAUGAUGCAUUACCCAAAUAAUAUUCAAGAUAUUUGCACUGAACUGGAGGACAUACACUCCCUUCUGAGAGAUAUCGAGACACAAACGGAGCCCUUGCUCUCGGUAAACCAAAACGAUUUAGAUCAAAUGUUGGCCCAAUCCUCCCACAUGUACACACAGACAUGUGAUGAUUUUCUCAGCGAGUUGGGUCUGGCCGACAUACAGACCCAAACAAAUUGGCCGUCGCCACAACGAAAUGUCGACGAGAAGCUACAAUACACUUCGACGGCUACUUCGACCAAUCCCUGUAUACACGAUGAGCUAUUAGUGUCCACAGAGACUCAAACUAGUUUCACUCAAUGUCUGUUGAAUUCUUGUACAGACACUGGAACCAGCACACCACCCGUGAGUUUUGGUAGUCUUUAUCAUACGUCGCAACACACGCAAACGUGUGAUCCGUAUUUGGAAAGUUUUGAUUUUGGUGGACAAGCAUCAGAUUUAAUGGAUGGAUUUCAAUCAACCUAUACCCAGACAUGAUGGUACGAUUGGGAUUUUGAGGAUAGCUUGGAUAGAGGUGGCGGCGGUGGUGGGAAUACGGUAGCAAAUAAUGCUGAAGCAGUCAAUGGCCACACCGUUUAUGAAACGCAAUGUUAUAAUGCCAAUGCCAUUGGUGUUGGUAGAGCUGGCUCCAUAAAAGGAGGUAAAAUUAUGAAAACAAAAACAUAUAGACAUUAGAUGGAAGACACUUGGAAAUAACUACAAGUAUACGAAAUAUUAGGAAAAUUAUUGAAUGUCAAUGUAAUAUGCAAAAGCCCAUACAUACGUAAUUUAAUUAUUAAAAAAAUAUACAAAUAUUUAAUUCAAAAAUUAUUGAGAAUCCAAAAAAAAACAUUUUUGAAUAAAAACCAGUAAUGAAAUUCUCUUCCUCUUCUCUCGCUUUGUGGCAUCCGCACAGUGUUUUUAAGUCUUACUAUGCAUUUCCUUAGUAUUCAGCUACAGAUAAUGUCAUGGAAGAUAAAGUUAGUUUUUUUGUUGAUGAUAAAAGUGUACGGGAGAAAGGGUCUAUCGCGUGGUAAAAGAAUAUAGGUAGAUGCAACAACGCUUGGGAACAUUAAUAUG